Drosophila pseudoobscura is the source of this 746-nucleotide messenger RNA. It is a transcript of the gene mRpS34, whose product is annotated as mitochondrial ribosomal protein S34. Gene Ontology annotation, biological process: mitochondrial translation. The record is from RefSeq and is a predicted model, not a curated record. The transcript has a single exon. Gene Ontology annotation, cellular component: mitochondrial small ribosomal subunit; mitochondrion. Bases 108 to 674 code for a protein of 188 amino acids. Gene Ontology annotation, molecular function: structural constituent of ribosome. Lineage: Eukaryota; Metazoa; Arthropoda; Insecta; Diptera; Drosophilidae.
GCGCCCGUUUCAACCGGCUCAGCUGUUCGUGUCCGCGCUUGUCUGUGAAUGGCAUCACUUGGAAUUUUUUCAUUAAUUUCUUAAAUAACGUAAAAUUAUAACUCAAAAUGGCUCAGAAAGUAAUCAAAUACAUUGGCCGCACCACAGACUUUAAGGGGAACACGUUGUGGGAACUAGUGUCGAACCUCCCCAACUGGGGAGUCGGCCGCAUGGUCAUACGUAACAUGUUCCAGCGCUACCCGGAGCCCUGCUACAUGAGGAUCCUCAAAGUGCAGGCGGUGGACGAGCAGACCGACCAGAUCCGUAAGGUGCGCGUGACCGUGGAGAAGACCUGGCGCGGCGUCACGCAGCCGAAGCCCGUAGAGAUCUACAGCACCAGCUACAAGGCGGACUACGAGCUGGUGCCGCAGGCGGAGGAGGCAAAGUUCCUUAGCAACCAGAAGAAAGUCGCGCCAGUCGUGCUGCCCACAAAGAUCGACCUGCCGCCGCUGCUGCGCGAGUACGUCAAAGAGGAGACGGGCGAGGCCAAUCCCUUCAUGAAAGUGCACUUCAAGAAGACCCCCAACAAGCUGGCGCGCAUGGCCGAGGCGGGGGAGGAGCCCACCCUGAAGGUUAGCAUGGAUCUGGGCCAGCCAAAGUCCGUCAGCUCCAAGCUCUACGAGGGCCUGCUGUGAGGAGGAACCGUAGCGACCGCCUUUGCACUGUUAAAAUAUUAAAUACAUUUACUAUACAUUUUACCUUAAGCA